ACAAAUAAAGAAAUCCCAUCGUAGAAAUGAAACCUAUAACUUUAUCCAUGAUGCAUUGCAUUUAACCCAGUUCACAUUGAGAAAGGAAUUGAAUCAUCAAUCAAAAUCAUCGCUCCAUAGGUUGACGUUUAAGUUAUUAGAAGCUUGUUUUCGGUUUCACGAUGGUAUUAAAAUGUAAACGGUUUCUGCAACGGUACUUUGUAGUUCUCGUAGUGACUUGCAUCAUCCUUUUAGGACUGAACCUCGUUGCCAAAAAGGACCUUGUAACCAACAACGAAGAUCAAUUAUUUGUGAAGUUCCAACAUUUUAUGGGGAAAAGAAAGUUUCCCACAUCUGGUGCUCAUAACAUAAAGUGUUCAGAGCUGGAGUUAUUUCUAGAAUCUCUUUACGAUGUAAACUGUACAGCUAUUUUUCAAGGGGACGUCAACGAAAUCAAGAGAAGUCAACUAUUGAAGGUGCAAUCUAAGGCAGUAACUCCCAAUGAUUCCUAUUAUACCAAUGCCACACAAAACUGUGAGAAUUUCAUAAGGAGCAGAAAGUACAUUGCAUUUGCCCUCAGUAAGCGAGAGGAGCAAGUUCCAAUUGCCUAUUCUGUAGUCAUUCAUCAAAGAGCUGACCAGUUUGAAAGACUCUUGAGGACAAUCUACACACCCCAGAAUAUUUAUUGUGUACAUAUUGACAACAAAUCAUCCAUUGAUUUCAAAAUGGCAGUUCACAGCAUCGCAUCUUGUUUCCCAAAUGUUUUUAUUGCAGGAAAAUUGGAGAAUCUUGUUUACGGCUCCUGGUCCAGAGUUCAGGCAGACCUGAACUGCAUGGAGGAGCUGUUGGCAAGGCAUUUAACCUGGAAGUACUUCAUCAAUCUGUGUGGUAUGGACUUUCCCAUUAAAACCAACUUGGAGAUUGUCCAUCAGCUUGAGCAUUUGGCAGGGGGCAACAGUUUAGAGACUGAAGUAGUUAUGGAGGGGAAAGAGGUACGUUGGAAAUAUAGUUUAAAAAUAGUCAAUGGGAAAAUGGUAAAUAUGAAUGUGACCAAGAAACCAAUCUCCACUGUGACCUCAAUAUUCUCAGGCAGUGCUUAUAUGGUGGUCAGUCGACAAUUUGUUGAGUACAUCUUCAAAGACCCAAAAGCAAAGCAACUUAUUGAGUGGUCAAAAGACACAUACAGCCCCGAUGAGUUCAUCUGGGCCACUCUACAGAGGAUGCCCGGUGUUCCUGGCUCCAAACCUUCACAUCACAAGUAUGAUGUAAGUGAUAUGAGGUCUGUGGCCAAGCUGGUUAAGUGGGAAUACUUAGAAGGUGAUGUAACAGAAGGAAAAGCAUAUCCAUUAUGCACUGGUUCCCAUCGAAGGUCUGUCUGUGUUUAUGGGGCUGGAGAUCUCAACUGGAUACUUCAACAACACCAUCUGUUUGCCAACAAGUUUGAUACAAACGUGGAUCCCAUUGCACUUCAGUGCCUCGAGCAGUACAUACGACAGAAAACCUUGGCAGGCUGUAGCACUUAAAACUUGUAUUGCAUCUUCUCACAAUGCACGCUUACAGUAAACCUUGUACCACUAACUGCUUGAUUACUCUUAAACUGCAGGGGUCAGAAUAGAGGAGAUCACAGACCAGUCCUGGGACCACCAAGCUCCCAGAAUACCUGCCAAGGCAAACAAGUGUACCUGUUGUAAAGCAGAAUCAUCUGGAACGUAAAAGGUUUAAACACCACAAAGGGCACUGAAAACAGUGUGAUUAAACAAUGGGCCAGCAAUCUGUUUUAAAUCCCUGACAAGCUACUGAACCUUUGCUGCCUUUCAGUACCUGAAGACUUUUAGAACUUUAGCAAAGGUUUGCUUAAACUGUCACUACUUAUACAACUGGAGGAGAUCUGGGUUUAAUGCAGUGUGUGUAAAUGAACCAAGUCUGCCUUGGUACCUCAAGGCUCUUAAGAGUACAGCGAAGUGCAACUGCUCAUUACAACAGCCAAGCAGGAUCUACUGUAUUACAUUGUGUAAUUGCUGUGAUAUCAUUCCAUUAUAGUGAGCAUUUUGGGGAUCUCCAAAAGUAAAUAAUGAUAACUGGAUCCCAUUGUACUGCAGCAAGGUGGCAAUAUGAGGCAUUAUCUUCUACGCAAGGCCUUAGCUCUUGAUCACUAUUCAGUGAUUCCUGCUGGAGGGUGUGUCUGUAUGAAUGUUAGUUAUAGACAAGA
This is a messenger RNA of Carcharodon carcharias (great white shark), 2188 nucleotides long. Its product is annotated as beta-1,3-galactosyl-O-glycosyl-glycoprotein beta-1,6-N-acetylglucosaminyltransferase-like. Lineage: Eukaryota; Metazoa; Chordata; Chondrichthyes; Lamniformes; Lamnidae. The record is from RefSeq and is a predicted model, not a curated record. Gene Ontology annotation, molecular function: acetylglucosaminyltransferase activity. Gene Ontology annotation, cellular component: membrane. The transcript has a single exon. Bases 162 to 1502 code for a protein of 446 amino acids.